AAAAAGACGUGUCUCUCCGGCCGGGAGAGCCGGGUUGGGGUCACCGUGUGGCGGGGUCGGUGUGUGCCCCGCGGUGGGGAGGUCAUAGCGGAACGGACCCGGAGGAGAUGGAGGGCGACGGGGCCCCUGCGUGGCGGGGUCCCGGCGGGGCCGUCCGCGACUUGUGCCGCUCCUUCGCCCACUACAACCGGCACCUGGCGAGGCUGCAGCACAACCUGCGCGAGACCAAGAGGUUCUUCCGCGACGUCAAGUACUCCCAAGUCCACCCCUUCGCCUCCGCGGCCCCUGGAGAGGAGAUACCGCCCGGCGCGGGGGACGGGACCCUCCGCGAUGGCCCCGCGGCCGGCGGGCAGAAUUUCAUUUCCUUCCCUCGCCAUGAGGAAGAGCACCUCCAGCGAACUGUGAGCUGGCACCCUUGCCUCCUGAUUCUUGGCCAGAACUGUAACGCCAAAUGCCAGUUACUCAACAUUCUGCUGGGUGAGAAGCUGCUCCCUACCACCAAAAUCAGCAGUGAGGAGAAUUGUAAGAGGCGACGGAUCCGUUUCACGCAUGGGACGCAAACACGGAUUAGCCUAGCGCUGCCUGAGCAGUAUGAACUGGUCCAUAUGAUGGCAGCCCACCGAGGGCACUGGGACACAAUACCAGAGGAGGACUUGGAAAUUCGUGGGGACAGUGAAGAUCCUGCUCACCAGAUAGCAGAGCUGGAGGUCAUGCUGCCGUACUCACUACUAAAGGAAGUGGAUGUUGUGGUGGCACCAUGUCGUGGAUUCCAGCCUGCUGAAGCCACCUUGGGAGAGUACGUGAACCAAGUCUUACCCGUUGUCAUCUUUGCCAUCAGCGAGGCUGAACUUUCCUCAUCAGAUGAGAACGAACUGCGUGAAAUCAAAGAGAAAUUCUCUUUGCCUAUUUUCUUCUUCAAAGUGCCGGAGUCAGGGAUUGAACUGAUCUCUCCUCCUAAAACUGAUAAUGAAAAGUCUUCCCUUUACAGCCAGCUGAUGGACUUGGAGUACCUGAGUUCCAACCACUGCAUCUGUGGGGCGCCUGGGCCUGACGGCGAUGCCCAAAGCAUGCUGGUAGAGCAGUUUGAGAAGCUCCGUCUCCUAAGCACUUUUUCCAGACAGGUGCUUCAGAAGCAUCUUGUGGAAGCAGCUACCAGUUUGAAUGAGCUGCACUGCCGCUGCCUGAACAUCUUCAUCAAUCAGGCUUUCGACAUGCAGCGGGACCUGCAGAUCACCCCCAAGAGGCUGGAGUACACCCGCAAGAAGGAGAAUGAGCUCUAUGAGUCUCUGAUGAACAUUGCCAACCGCAAACAAGAGGAGAUGAAGGACAUGAUCAUAGAGACUCUUAGCAAUAUGAAAGAGGAGCUCCUGGAGGAUGCUGCUAAUAUGGAAUUCAAAGAUAUCAUCAUUCCUGAGAAUGGAGAACCUGUUAGUUCCAAGGACAUAAAGUGUUGUAUUAAGCAAAUUCAGGAACUGAUUAUUUCUCGAUUAAACCAAGCAGUUGCCAACAAGUUAAUUAGUUCGGUGGACUAUCUGCGAGAAAGCUUUGUAGGGACUCUGGAGAGAUGUCUGAAGAGCCUGGAGGAGUCUUGGGAGGUUUCAGUACAUCCUGCAAGGAGUUUGGAGAAGUCAAAGGAUGUUUCUGUACACAUCACAAGCAAUUAUCUCAAACAGAUACUAAAUGCAGCCUAUCAUGUUGAAGUCACUUUCCAUUCUGGCUCAACAGUAACCAGGAUGCUGUGGGAACAGAUCAAACAGAUAAUCCAGCGGAUUACAUGGGUCAGCCCACCGGCCAUCACCAGUGACUGGAAGAGGAAAGUUGCUCAGGACGCUAUUGAGAGCCUCAGUGCAUCCAAGUUAGCCAAAAGCAUUUGCAGCCAGUUUCGGACCAGGCUAAACAGUUCCCAUGAGGCUUUUGCAGCUUCUCUGCGGCAGUUAGAAGAUGGCCAUUCUGGCAGGCUGGAGAAAACAGAAGACUUGUGGCUGAAGGUGCGGAAAGAUCAUGCUCCUCGACUAGCACGACUCUCGCUGGAGAGCAGGUCCCUCCAGGAUGUGCUGUUACAUGGCAAACCAAAGCUGGGCCGCGAGCUGGGCCGAGGACAGUACGGCGUGGUCUAUCUGUGUGACAGCUGGGGUGGGCAUUUCCCAUGUGCCCUGAAAUCUGUUGUUCCUCCAGAUGAGAAGCACUGGAACGACCUUGCACUUGAGUUUCACUAUAUGAGGUCUCUGCAGUCGCAUGAGCGUCUCGUACAUCUCCAUGGUUCUGUGAUUGAUUAUGGCUAUGGAGGAGGCUCCAGCAUUGCUGUCUUACUCAUAAUGGAACGGUUGCACAGAGACCUCUAUACAGGACUAAAGGCUGGGCUAGAAUUAGAAACACGAUUACAGAUUGCCUUGGAUGUAGUCGAAGGAAUCCGUUAUCUUCACAGUCAGGGACUUGUGCACCGGGAUAUCAAACUUAAAAAUGUCUUGCUUGACAAAAAGAAUCGAGCCAAAAUCACUGACUUGGGGUUCUGCAAACCAGAAGCCAUGAUGUCUGGCAGUAUUGUAGGCACACCCAUUCAUAUGGCUCCUGAGCUCUUUACAGGAAAGUACGAUAACUCAGUGGAUGUUUAUGCGUUUGGAAUUCUGUUUUGGUACAUCUGCUCAGGACAUGUGAAGUUACCAGAAGCUUUUGAGAGAUGUGCAAGCAAAGAUCACCUUUGGAACAAUGUGAGAAGAGGAGUUCGUCCGGAGCGUCUUGCGGUGUUUGAUGAAGAAUGCUGGCAGCUGAUGGAAGCCUGCUGGGAUGGAGACUCCUCCCAGCGCCCUCUCUUGGGGAUUGUUCAGCCUAUGCUGCAGGGGAUCAUGAACAGGCUCUGCAAGUCAAGCUCUGAGCACCCAAAUAAAGGUCUGGAUGACUCUACUUGAAAAGGAAGCAUGGGAGAAUUUUUAAUGGUGGGAGAGUUCUGAACCCCUAACUCUGCAGAUGGUUUCUUCAGGUGUAGCUCUUUCUGGUUAUCCUGAGUGGGACAGGAAAUAGCAACCAGAAGACUGUUUGUCAAGGUGAGACCUCGAGGAGGUUCCAUCCUGCGCAGCAGCCAGAGAAGUCUCCCCCGGUACAUCCUGUCCAUAGUAGUUACCCUGCUGCACCUUUAUUACGGAGCUGUGCCAAUGAAAGAGAAAAUCCACGCCCUUGAACUAAAAGGGGUUUUUUUGCCAGUCCCACACAAACACCAAUCAAAGAAAAGAAUCUUGCAUGUUCCAGGUAGCGUCUGUGUUGCUAGGAGUUGAUCACGACAGUCUUUACUUGGUAAAGUGAAAGCUCUUCCCGUUAACUGAGGGUCCCAGGUGGCUUUCCAUACAACUAUCCCAAUCCCUUCUUGAGUCACACUAAUCACGGUGUGGUCGGAAAGGAAAGAGAAAGCAGAGGCUCUAGGCUAGAAAGCGUUUAGAAGCCAGGAUCAUUUAUCUGUGUUAGCUUCUUGCAACACUCAAAAUGUUUACAUUGAGAGAAGCAAAGCUUCCAUGUUUUACUUAAGGGGGUUUACCUACUGUUCUACUGCAGUGCAAAUACCCCAAGUUAUAAGCUAUUUAUCUCUUGUGUACCCUUCACCUCUUAAUUCUGUAAACGAGCUCUUUUCUUUCCUGGUAGUUUUGCUUCAUAAUAGUUAAUGGUAAAAUGGAAGAGUGCUCAGAGAUUAUGUAUUGUAAUAGCGAAACAAAGUCAUUACAAUUAAUGACUGUCCAUGGGGAAAAUGCCAAUUCAUUUUAAUUAAAUUUGGGGGUUGGAUUAGUUGUAAAGGCAAUGACAGUUUUAAAUUGUGCUAUGACAGACGAACUGUUUUAAAAAACAAGGUUUCUUAAGCUUUUUUAAAGUCACGUGCUUGGUGAAAGCAUACUCGAGGGAAAACAGGUCGUUUGUUCUUCUCCUGUAGCUUUUUGGCUAUGUCCGUUCAUUGUUUCACUCGAGGAUCUCAAAUUUAGCUGUGUUGAAAAGAAUUAAAAAUGGGGGGAGGGAAUCCUUCGCCAGGAAGGUUUGGGGCUGGGGUGGUUCUGCUGCCCUCGCCAAGAGGGCUGCUGGAAAGAAUCCUUUCCCCCUUGGCCUUUGCAUUUCUGGGACGAGGUGUGUCGAUCUUAAUGUGGGGUGGAGGGGGGAGUAGAAAAAGCACCUUGGUUUACUACAUGAAGAAGUACUGAGUUGGCAAGUUCUCCCUGGGUUUACGGUUCCUCCCAGCCGCAGGGGCUGGGCACGCCAUGGCUUUGUUUCCCAGGAAAGAUAACAUGCUGCGUCCAGAAGAGUGUAGGCAUGUGGAAUUACUGCACCAUGUUGCUGGAAUUUAUUGGCUAGUAGACAUCACAUUACAACCCCUAGUCUGUCUGUUAAACAGCUUGAACAAAGGAAAGGGAUACCUAACCCUGCAGUAUUAGUUUAGUUUAAAUCUUCCUUUGUGCAAUAAACAGAAUUCAUGUGUGUGUUUUAUAUAUAUAUAUGUAAAAAAAAAAAGACUUUUUUUUUUUUACUUACCUGCAUGUGUGGGCAUUGUUCUGGUCUGUGAUGGCAUAAACAGAAUGGUUCUAAACCACUGUAGCCUCGCCAGCUGAAAGCGCAGCCGCCGAGAAGCACCCACGUGAGAGAACGAAUACUUUUCCAAAGUAGAAUUGUCAGGUGUUCCACUGCCUCGGCGCACGCUCGCACUGCCGAUGACACUAACAGUAUUAACUCUGCUCCACUGUGCGUGGUGGUUAGUAACUGUAUUUACAACCAGGAGAGUCAAGGUCAGUCUCUUGCGAUUAAUAGAGGUGGCUUGUGUAAAUAAUAAAUGUAUGAAUAAAAUUGAAGGCUCUGUGUAUGG
Messenger RNA from Cuculus canorus (common cuckoo), 4831 nucleotides. RefSeq names its product dual serine/threonine and tyrosine protein kinase (gene DSTYK). Bases 108 to 2906 code for a protein of 932 amino acids. NCBI's taxonomy places the organism in Eukaryota, Metazoa, Chordata, Aves, Cuculiformes, Cuculidae. Gene Ontology annotation, biological process: protein phosphorylation. Gene Ontology annotation, molecular function: ATP binding; protein kinase activity. The transcript is spliced from 13 exons. The record is from RefSeq and is a predicted model, not a curated record.